AUAAAUAAAUUAAUUAAUUCUCCGGCGAAUCAUUUGUUUGCGUAAAAUCUGCGAGGAGUCCUUGUUUCAGUCAAAACUGUUCGUCAUUCAAUCGUUAAGGGAAAGAGUUUUAUGACUUUUGGGGUGAGCAAAAGUUGUGGCUGGAGUUGUAUUGAACAAAAGUAAUCAGUUUCUUGUUUUUGUCACACACUCACACAGUGAUGUGUCAUCAGAAAGUGCUGUGAUUUUCGAUAAUACAAAAAAUAAGUGUGCAAUAGAAUUCGGAAAAAUUUAUGGGGAGGAAUUUAUGAGCACUGAUUUGCUCUGAUUUGAGGAACACAUACAAGUUAGGUGUAUCAAGAUCGGCCUUUUAACUCUCGCUGACUAUUCGGAUUUAAUUUCGGAGUUUGUCUAGCGUUCGAAAGAAACAUUAGGGGAUUCUUUCGUACGUUAAGCUCUGUAUAUUCAACUACAGCGAGAUGCAAAGAGUGCGAGUUUCGUCACAACAAGCUGCCGUGCACAAGCUUGGCGAUUCACAAAUGACCCUCUCACCAAAGUUUCGAUUACCAGCAGCGCGUUCCACCAUAACCGACCACGCACUAGACUUUGAUAAUUCUCUUACAGGAGAGCCCUUGAUUCCAGGAUUCCCCGAUGAUGUGGCACUACAAUGCCUCCUCCGUGUACCGGUAGAUCAACACACGUCAUGCAAAUCCGUAUGCAAGCGUUGGUAUUCGUUAUUCGGAAGCAAAGAGCGCUUCUUCACUUUGAGAAAAGUGCUUGGUUUUCACGAUCCGUGGCUUUUCGUAUUCGCGUACCACAAAUGCACCGGAAAAAUCGAGUGGAAGGUUCUAGAUCUUACUCACUUAUCCUGGCACACAAUUCCGGCUAUGCCUUGUAAGGAUAAAGUUUGUCCUCAAGGUUUUAGGUGUGUUUCGAUUCCACACGAGGGGGCCCUUUUCGUAUGUGGGGGGGUGGUUUCCGAUGUGGAUUGCCCACUUAAUUUGGUACUGAAAUACGAGGCUCGUAAAAAUCGUUGGACUGUGAUGAAGAAGAUGGUCACAGCCAGGUCUUUCUUUGCGAGCGGGGUUAUAAACGGAAUGAUAUAUGUUGCUGGUGGGAAUAGCACGGACUUAUACGAGCUCGAUUCUUGCGAGAUGAUGGAUCCAAAAAACGGUUCGUGGAGCCCCGUUUCGAAUAUGAGAACACACAUGGCGUCGUACGAUUCGGCGGUUCUUGAUGGGAAGUUUCUUGUGACAGAAGGGUGGUUUUGGCCAUUUUAUGUUGUGCCUAGGGGUCAAAUUUACGACCCGAUGACUGAUAAUUGGGAGAAUAUGCCAGCUGGACUUAGGGAAGGGUGGACGGGAUCCAGUGUGGUGAUCCACGGGAAUCUUUUUGUAGUGACGGAGCAUGAGAGGACGAAAUUGAAGGUUUAUGACUCGGGGAAUGAUUGCUGGGAGGUUGUUGAAGGGCCGCCUUUGCCGGAGAAUAUAUGUAAGCCCUUUCGGGUGAAUUGUUGGGAGAGUAGGGUUUAUGUUGUGGGGAGGAAUUUACAUGUGGCUGUUGGGUAUGUUGUGGAGAAUUACGAGAUUGCCACCGGUGGAAAUGGGAAGAAGGGGGGUAGGUUUUGUGUGAGGUGGGAAACGGUGGAUGCUCCUGGGAGCUUGUUCGAUUUGACGCCUUCGAGCGCCCAGGUUCUGUUUGCUUAGAAAUAUAUAUAUAUAUGUUUGGUUUGUGUUUUUCUUUUUUCUUUUUUUUUCCGUUUGUGGUAUGUGUUUGUGUUGGUGUUGGUGAUAAAUUAAGUCGUACGAGAAAGUACCGUAAUGUUAGAGAGAUUGUAUGUGUGAGAUGGCUGUUGUAUAAAUAUAUAAAGAUAUAUUUAUAUAUCUAAAGUUUUUCUUGAAUUUGUAUGUGUGUAUUUCGCGUUCGGUUUGUAUGUUAGAUGUAAAUAUUGGUAUUGAUCGUUUCUUCUCGUUA
Messenger RNA from Erythranthe guttata (spotted monkey flower), 1953 nucleotides. Its product is annotated as Galactose oxidase/kelch repeat superfamily protein. Lineage: Eukaryota; Viridiplantae; Streptophyta; Magnoliopsida; Lamiales; Phrymaceae. The record is from RefSeq and is a predicted model, not a curated record. Gene Ontology annotation, molecular function: protein binding.